Molecule: messenger RNA, 2136 nt
Organism: Pseudoliparis swirei
Lineage: Eukaryota; Metazoa; Chordata; Actinopteri; Perciformes; Liparidae
Gene: gucd1
Product: guanylyl cyclase domain containing 1
Exons: 6
Coding region: 307-990 (227 amino acids)
Source: RefSeq, a predicted model, not a curated record
AGAGAAGUGAAGCAGAGCAGUCUUUUAGACAGACGCAGCGACACAAAUAACUCAUUUUUCUUACAUAUAUUCCUUAUUUGUGUAUCUAUCUAAUACUUGUAUGCGACGCGGUGGCGCGUGUCGCGCAUGAAACCCCUCGCUUCGCAUGCAGCCAACCGACCAGUAAGUGCUGUUAGCCUGACAGCUAACGUUAAACUUACAGCAUCCAUGAAGAAACCCAACCCCGGAUGAAAUGCUGUAAACACGACUGACGAGCUCGUCUCGAGUUUGCUAGUCGCCCGCUUGUCUCAGAGAGAAUACACCAGAAUGACAGAGGAUGCCGUCUUGCUGAACGUCCCUGUCAUUCGGCAGCUCUACCACUGGGACUGCGGGUUGGCCUGCUCCAGGAUGGUCCUGAAGUACCUCCAUCCAGUCAGUGAUGAGGAGUUCCAGAGAGCAUGCUGGGAGCUCAAGCUGACGGAGAGUGUGUGGACUAUUGACCUGGCCUACCUCAUGUGCCAUCUAGGAAUCAAACACUGCUUUUGCACGCAGACUCUGGGCGUCGAUAAGGGUUUUAGGAAUCAGUCCUUCUACAAGAAACACUUUGAUACAGAAGAGGACAGAGUGAAUGAGCUUUUCCUUCAAGCAGACAGCAACGGUGUGGCGCUGAAGAAAUGCUCUGUGAUGAUUCAGGAAAUCCAGUCCCAUCUGGAGCAGGGCCACGUGGCCAUAGUGCUGGUUAAUGCUGUCGUCUUGACAUGUGAACUCUGCUCCUCGCCUGUCAAGUACUGCUGCUUCCUGCCUGUGGGCCAGAAGUGUUUCUGCAGGAAGCCGGAGUACCAGGGUCACUUUGUUGUGAUAUGCGGCUUCAACAGGACCACUGGCUCCGUUUUCUACAACAAUCCAGCGUAUUCUGACCGCGUGUGCUGCACCAGCAUCACUAACUUUGAGGAGGCUCGGUGGAGCUACGGGACCGAUGAGGAUAUCCUGCUGGUCUUCAAGGAGAGUUGAUGGACAGUGAUGAUGGGUUUGGAUUUCACUCCGGCUCAUCAUUGUAAGGACCUGAUGCUGCAGGUCGACAGUGUUGGACCCGCGGCUGCUCCUGGUGUCGCAGAUCUCAUGGGCCAUCCUCUCCGGUGCUAAGAAGCCCAGCUGCUCACGUGACUGCUGCAGAUUCACCGCUCUUAUUUCCUCUUACACAGUCACUACCACUCGACCGCUGCAGGACUAACAGCUGGGAGUUAAAUCUAAGUUAAAUGUAUUUUUUUAUCCUCUUUUUUGAGGAGAUUAGCAGAUAGACCAUAGCUUUUAUUGCCUCUUAGUUGAAUUUUAAUGACUCUAAUGUGAGCUAUUGAAAUCUCAAACUGUGAGCAGGAUGAAAUGUGGGAAGCAUGACAGAAUACAACAUACAUGGAAAUAGUGUGCACAUGAUUCAGGGCUUCAAAUAACGUUUAGUAUAAGCAAUUUGUUUCUGCUGUUCAGCGUUGAAGUCCAGAAGAGGCUCAUCAGCAGCCUCAACCUCCACUUGCCUUUAAAAAAAAAGAAAUCCUCCUAACUCACCUCAUCACUUUUUAUUCUGAUGAUUCUAUCAACAGGUAAUACAGGAAGUAGUUGUGCUUUGAGAGUCUCAGGUAAUUAAUGCCCUAAAGUGUGACAUUGAUCGAUAGCUAGUUCAAAAUCUGCCUGCAGAAGAAUACGGACAGAGGAUUGACCGUCUGGAACAGGAACACCGGAGUAAUUAAUUUCAAUUAAGAAUAAACAGCCCAACAUCUUGUGUUUUGGUGUCACGGCAACGUGCUGGAUAGAUGGAUACAUCGUAUGCUUGUUUUGAAUGUGUGGCAGAACAAAGGUGUAAUUUUUUACUCAUGUUCUAUGUUGAAAGUGGUGAAGAUGAUGUCAUUUCCUCGUCACCUAUUUAUUUUUUUUCUUUUAAAUGUUGGUAUUAUGUUUUUGCACUACACUUUUCAAACCAGACAUAAUGUGUUAUUUAAAUAUUGACCAUGAAAUUGCUGUUCUUGAACCUAUACAAAAAUGAUUUCUUCCUGGUUGUGCUUUUUGGUAAGAAUAAAUGGCAUGUUUCAAACCUCAAACUUUAUUUUUUAUUAAACAGAGCUGCAUUUAUUAUAUGUUAUGAUUAAAGAAGGAUUUGAACAUGUG